Molecule: messenger RNA, 1191 nt
Organism: Pseudozyma hubeiensis SY62
Lineage: Eukaryota; Fungi; Basidiomycota; Ustilaginomycetes; Ustilaginales; Ustilaginaceae
Exons: 6
Coding region: 1-1191 (396 amino acids)
Biological process (GO): protein transport; endosome transport via multivesicular body sorting pathway; late endosome to vacuole transport
Cellular component (GO): multivesicular body; ESCRT III complex
Source: RefSeq, a predicted model, not a curated record
AUGCGAGUGGUGCUACAGUCGGCUGCGGUUGGCGUGGUUGACAGCUUUCCGAUUACCGGCGUGCGGGUAGCAGAACAGGAUCCAGGUGAAGGGAUCGGUGGCAGAAGGGUAAAUGCUAUCCAGGACGGUCAGGCAAGGGGCUCGACGAAGAGCGAUGUGGAACACAGCGUGUCGGUUGGGAGACUGUACGGAAACAGACGCGUUGAUGAGGAGCACAGAUACAGCAGACAGGACCGAUACCUCGCAGUAAUCUUGUCAACUGUGGAAUUCCGACCGAAAGGGCGCUCGGGAUCAGACAGACGAUGCUUUGCUCUGGUCCCUUCACAAAUUGCCGAUAUAGCAGAGUCCGUACAGCGGACGCGCUCUAGGAUGCCUCCUGAGACGUACGUAGCCGAGCACACUGCAAGCAGCCACAUCGCCGCACAAGCCCUAUACCAUCCUACCGGCUCGACAGAGCACCUAUCCAGCGACGAAUUCGAGUAUACUCUGCGACGGAACAUCGUCCAGCAGAAAGGUCGCACGAUGCAGGCGGUGUCGAAAUUCAUCUUCGGACCAUCACAGGAGGAGAGAGUCAAGAAGGUGCAGUCCCAAUUGCGGACGGAGCAACGUGCACUGGACAGAGAAAUGCGCCAGAUCGACCAAGGAUCCACAAAGACAAAGGCCGAGAUUAAGAAACUGGCCAAGAAAGGCGACGUCAAGAACGCAAAGAUCCUGGCCAGAGAAGUGGUGCGCGCACAAAAGCAAAAGAACAGACUGGCAGUAUCAAAGGCGAGACUGAACAGUAUCAACAUGCAGCUGCAACAUCAGCUCGCAAUGUACAAGGUGACGGGAAGCAUGCAAAAGUCGACCGAGAUCAUGAAGCUCUCCAAUCAGCUCGUCAAGUUGCCCGAGGUAUCCGCGGUGAUGCGACAGAUGAGCGCCGAAAUGACCAAAGCCGGCAUCAUGGAGGAGCUCAUGGAAGACGCUCUCGACUCGGGCGUGCUAGGCGAGGACGAAGACGAGAUGGAAGAGGAGGCGCAAGACGAAGUCGACAAGGUCCUCUACCAGCUCACGGAUGGCAAGCUCGGCCAGGCCAGCACCACCGACCACCUCCCCGAUCUAGCCAUCGAAGAUCCAAAGCUCAACGAAGAGCAGGAGCAACAAGACAUGCAGCGUAUGCAGGCCGCCCUCGACGGUCUCCUUCGUGGCUGA